GGCUGCCACACCAACAACACCUCACUUCUCCAUUAAAUAUAUUUUGAGAUAAGCUAAGGUGGUGGUGGUGAACGUGUUGACGAGGUCUCAUUGUUUACCUAAGAAUGGCGUCACUGUGGAGAAUGACGUCACUGUGUUCCUUCAUCGUGGUGACGUCACUGGUGCUCUGUGCUGGGGCCGGUGUUGAUCAUUCACCGCUUCCUGACAACCAAGCGCACAUCCCCCCUCCAAACGACAGAAUUCCCCUCCUCCGCGACUCGGCUGAGCAGCUCGGGAUUCACGAGAACGAAUCAUCAAUUUGGGACUCGGUGGAAGUGGCUCAACUUGAUGGAUUCGUUAUCCUUGUUAUCCGUCCCGUUGGUCCUGCUCAUGAUUUUAACGUCAGCAUCCCAGAAGUACAUCUUAGCCAACUGAGGGACUCGCUGAAUUCCUCAGUCGUGACCGAAGAAAUUGAUGAGUACACGCAGACUAUGUCGACUUCAUGGGACAUCAUAGGACCGGGUUAUUUAGACGACGUCGUGCCUCCUUUACAAGUAGGGUCUGUUGGGAGUGGCGUCUCGGAUAUCCUUCGUCAUGUGGCCAGCCGCUCUCUCCCAGUGAAGUGUGGCUUCUACACCCUCUCACCCAGAAAUCCACUUUCCAUCCAGACGCCCAGGUUCCCCCGUCCAUAUCCUCACAAUAAUCGGUGCACCUGGAAGCUACAGACUACCUGUACGGCAGGGAUACUGGUAACUUGUCCGAUGUUUUCCCUUGGCUAUGGCGACAGCCUCACCGUCACAACCUCACAAGGAACAAAAGUGGGGUAUUAUGGAAGGAAUGGGCCAACGAACGAUAUCUUUCGGGACACCUCUGUAAAACUGUUCUUUAAGUCCAACUACAAGAAGAGCUCAUUGGGGUUCCUGUGUCUCCUGGUGGAUCUUUGUCCCUAUGAUACAACCACAACUAUGCCUACCACAACCACUACCACAACUAUGCCUACCACAACCACUACCACAACCAUGCCUACAACAACCACUACCACAACUAUGCCUACAACAACCACUACCAUGCCUAAAACAACCACCACCCCAUCUACGCCUACAAAAACAGCAACCAGUACCACAACUACGCCUACAACAACAGCAACCACUACCACAACUACGCCUACAACAACAGCAACCACUACCACAACUACGCCUACAACAACAUCAACCACCACUACCAGCCAACCACCCUACGUGUCACACCCAUCUUGUGGACUUGCUCAGGACCAGAGUAACAGAAUCGUCAAUGGAGAGUACGUCGUGAUGGGUGAAUUUCCAUGGCAGACUCUGUUGGAUAUUAAGUUAGCAGACGGAACCCAACGUACUUGUGGUGGCAGUCUCAUCACUCCUCAGUGGGUUCUGACCGCUGGCCACUGUGUCCAAUGGAAGGUGAAUGGGACGGUGGUUCUGCCGACAGUGAGAGCCAGACUCGGUAUGCUGAAGCGUACCACCAAAAAUCCUGAGGUGACAAUGACAGCAGUAGACAUAGUGCUCUACCCGACAUACACCUUCGCUGACGACCUCGCCUUGAUCAAGUUGAGUGAUGCCAUUUCCAUCACGAACACGGUGCGUCCGAUCUGCAUCCCUGACAUCACCUUCAAGUCUGAGAGUUUCCAGGGGAAGACGUUGAAGGUCGCUGGUUGGGGCAAGACUGAAAAUGGUAAACUCAGUGAUAGUCUUCGUAAGUUGGAGAGAGAUGGCAUGGACGCCGCCAAGUGCAAGCUUGUUUUUGGAAGUUAUAUUACUGAACACCACUUCUGUACCACCGGCCCGGGCGUCAAACACAUCUGUCUGGGGGACUCAGGAGGACCAGUCAUGAUGCUGAAGGGGCAGAGGUUCGUGCUGGUUGGGGUUAUCAGUUUCGUGGCGUCACUUAACUGUAAGGGCAACUAUCCCGACGGCCAUGUAUCCGUCGCUCACUUCCGAGAUUGGAUCAGGAAGGUAACUGGUUAUUAAUAAAGAGAUUAUAGAAUCGUA
Molecule: messenger RNA, 2000 nt
Organism: Homarus americanus (American lobster)
Lineage: Eukaryota; Metazoa; Arthropoda; Malacostraca; Decapoda; Nephropidae
Product: serine proteinase stubble-like
Exons: 13
Coding region: 105-1979 (624 amino acids)
Biological process (GO): proteolysis
Molecular function (GO): serine-type endopeptidase activity
Source: RefSeq, a predicted model, not a curated record